UUUGUAUUUUUAUAACGUCACCGAAAUUUUAAAGUAAUCAUCAACAACACAUUAACACGUGAAUAAUAAUCCGUUAUUAAGGUCAUACACAAGAAUUCUAUCUGCUUAGUAAUAUGAUAGCAGAGCAGACGAAAACAAUGUUACUAUUACAUAUAUACAGCAACUUUUCGUCUGCUCGAUAAUAGAUUAGUCAUUAUUUUUUUAUACCUUGAACCUUUCAUUUACUCUCAUAAGUAUAUUUAAUACUUGGUGACCGCACAUACUUUUUAGUGUACCAAUAAAUAUUUGAAAAAUAGAAUUUCAAAAUGCAACAGGCAAUGCUCCAGUGUAAUGGAGUCCAUACUCAUAUAAUAACUGAAGGCCGGUGGGUAGAAGAAGGUCUCUCUCCUACGGGUUCUAAAGAUCUAGUGUUCGUAAUACCGGGAAAUCCUGGAAUACCGGAUUUUUACGUUGGAUUCAUCAAGGCAUUGAAGUCAAGACUGCCACCAGAGACUCCAGUUUGGACAAUAGGUCACGCUGGUCAUGUACAACCACCUAAGCAUUUACGUUAUCUAUCCAAUGGUGAUUGCAAGGAACCAGUUUACAGUUUGAAAGAUCAAUUAGAGCACAAGAUUGCAUUUAUCGAACAAUACAUUCCUAAAGAUGCGAAACUUCAUCUGGUAGGACACUCUAUAGGCUGUUGGAUGAUUCUGCAGUUAUUGAAAAAUGAAGAUUUUGCUAAACGUGUUGUUAAAUGUUAUUUGUUAUUUCCAACGAUUGAACGUAUGGCUGAGACUCCCAAUGGAAGAUUUCUUACCAGAAUUGUAUUGAGAAUAGCAGCUUUAUUAGUAUUUUUAUGCUGGGUGUUUUCAUUCUUCCCAAUGAUACUGCGAUCAAUUUUAAUCCGUAUUUUCGGAGGUUAUUUUGCAGGAAUUACAAGUAAAAGUCUUAAACCAGUUCACCAACUUUUAGAUCCACCAGUACUAGACAGAGUAUUCAAAUUAGCUGACGAUGAAAUGAUUAAAGUACAGGAAUUAGAUUAUGAAAUAAUCGAAAAAUAUUCCAAUAAACUGUGGCUUUAUUACGGAGCAACCGAUGGUUGGACUCCAACACAUUUUUACCAUCAAUUAAAAGAAAAAUAUCAAGAUAUAAAUGCCGAAAUUUGUCAACGUGGUUUUCGGCAUGCAUUUGUACUGACAGAUGAAAUUGAAGUGGGUAAAAUGGUCGGUGAUAAUAUUAGUCAAACAAUAUCGAAUAAUUCUUAAAUAUUUAAUCUUUUAAAAUUUAACGCUUAAGGCCAUUUACAGACAGUGACCCCAACUUUUUAAAAAUAUGCAAUGAUUUUUAGCUGUGAUAGCCGUACUCAAAUUUGAUUACAGUCAUUCACAGACAGUGUCUCCUACUUUUGUAAAAUUUUUAAUAAUUUUCAACUGUCAUUAGCAUAUUAAAAUUUUAUUAAUUAAUUUAAAAAAAAAAUUAAAGCAUUAAUUGAAAAAAAGACAACGUAGAAGUAAUUUUACCGAGAUAUGGAAUUUAAAAAAAAUUACUUACAAUUUGUAAUUGUAAUUAUUGGAAGUUGAACGAAGUUUGUUAAAUAAAUUUCAGUAAAAUCUUCAUGUCAAAUUUAUAAUGAGAAUAUUUGUUUAACUCCUAAUUGAUAACAACUGUAAUUUUUUUAAAAAUUAUAUAUCUCGGUGAAAUUACUACUACGUUAUCUUUAUUUCAAUUAAAGUUUGUCUUUUCAAAUUAAUUAAUAAAAUUUGAAUACGCUUGACAGUUGAAAGUCAUUGCUAUUUUUAAAAAAUGGGGAAGCACUGUCUGAUAAUGGUUUUACAAUAAUAACAUGCAUUUACGGGAAUAGAUAUGUGGGUUAGGAUUUGUUUUAUAAUUACGU
Microplitis demolitor is the source of this 1873-nucleotide messenger RNA. It is a transcript of the gene sturkopf, whose product is annotated as lipid droplet-associated hydrolase. Gene Ontology annotation, cellular component: lipid droplet. Gene Ontology annotation, biological process: lipid storage. Gene Ontology annotation, molecular function: lipase activity. The coding region runs from base 306 to 1244 and encodes 312 amino acids. NCBI's taxonomy places the organism in Eukaryota, Metazoa, Arthropoda, Insecta, Hymenoptera, Braconidae. The record is from RefSeq and is a predicted model, not a curated record. The transcript has 4 exons.